UGGCGAGCAGAAGGUGGACACUCGUGCGUUCAAAAUGAGCAUUAUUCUUUUGAGACCUGGACGCGCAGACUGGCGCAAUAACCAAGGUCAUCCCAGCAGGAUCAUAGCUUCCCCAUCGCUGCCCAUUAACAUGUGCGAUUUGCUCCCGUUUUGUAUCGCAUCACUUUCAGCCUUCAGAGCAGCAAACCGCAAGUGUGUGAGCUUGUAGAGUGUCUCUAAAAAUCUCUCAUCUGAGACCCUUCAGGAGAGGACUGAGAAGAGAGAGCAGCUUCACUGACAUCCAGAGCAAUGUAUGGGGUGUGCGGUUGUUGUGGAGCGCUGAGGCCUCGCUACAAGAGACUGGUGGAUAACAUCUUUCCGGAAGACCCGGAGGAUGGCUUGGUCAAGGCCAACAUGGAGAAACUGACUUUCUAUGCCCUGUCAGCUCCAGAGAAGCUGGAUCGGAUCGGUGCAUACCUGUCUGAAAGACUGUCCCGUGACGUAGCUAGACAUCGAUAUGGGUAUGUGUGUAUUGCAAUGGAAGCUCUUGACCAGCUUCUAAUGGCCUGUCACUGUCAGAGUAUCAACCUGUUUGUAGAGAGUUUUUUAAAGAUGGUGCGAAAACUCCUGGAAGCUGACAAACCCAACCUGCAAAUCCUAGGAACAAAUUCAUUUGUGAAGUUUGCCAACAUCGAGGAGGACACCCCUUCGUAUCACCGUAGUUAUGAUUUCUUUGUGUCACGAUUUAGUGAGAUGUGUCACUCCGGCUAUGAGGACCCUGACAUCCGCACUAAAAUCCGAAUGGCUGGAAUCAAAGGUCUGCAGGGAGUAGUGAGAAAGACUGUUAAUGAUGAGUUGCAGGCCAACAUCUGGGAUCCUCAGCACAUGGACAAGAUCGUCCCGUCACUGCUCUUCAAUCUGCAGUCUGGUGAAGGCACAGAGAGUCGCUCUCCCUCGCCGCUGCAGGCCAGUGAGAAGGAGAAGGAAAGCCCAGCUGAGCUGACGGAGCGCUGCUUUCGGGAGCUGCUGGGUCGAGCCGCUUACGGCAACAUCAAAAACGCUGUCACCCCUGUGUUGAUGCAUCUUGACAAUCACUCACUGUGGGAAGGCAAAACAUUUGCGGUGCGCUGUUUUAAGAUCAUCAUGUACUCCAUUCAGUCCCAGCAUUCUCAUCUGGUCAUUCAGCAGCUCUUGGGUCAUUUGGAUGCCAACAGUAAGAGCUCUGCCACAGUGCGUGCUGGGAUAGUGGAGGUGCUCCUGGAAGUUGCUGCCAUCGCUGCCAGUGGCUCCGUUGGCCCCACGGUGUUGGAGGUUUUUAACACGCUGCUCCGGCAUCUGAGGCUCAGUGUGGACUAUGAACUCACGGGAUCGUAUGACUGCACUAACAUCGGCACCAAAAUCAUCAAGGAGCACGAGGAGAGGCAGCUGCAAGAAGCCGUCAUCCGCACUAUUGGCUCAUUUGCAAACACGUUACCGACAUACCAGCGCUCUGAGGUGAUGCUCUUCAUUAUGGGGAAGGUCCCAAUUCCAGGCCUGCAUCCUACACUGCCCUCUAUAGGCUCAGGGCCUGAGGGCAACCGAAUGAUCCAAGUCAUGCUGUUGAAGUCUCUGAGACAGGUCACGUGUGGUUUCCAGACAACUAAUAUGCUUACAGCUCUUCCCAACUCCUUUCUGGAUCCCAUGCUGUCAUUUGCUCUGCUAGAAGAUGCUGAAAUUCGGCUGUUGGUGCUGGAAAUUCUGGUCAGCCUCAUCGAUCGCCAUGAUAACCUCCCCAAGUUCUCCAACAUCAGCAUCAUCUCUGAUAUCUCUGUGCUUAAACUCAAAGUGGACAAGUGCUCACGUCAGGACAACCUCUUCAUGAAGAAGCAUGCGCAGCACCUCUACCGACACAUAUAUCUGUGCAGUAAGGAGCAGAGCAGCGUUCAGCCUCACUUUGAGAAGCUUUAUUCACUCCUGGCCCUCAUCAGCAUGGAGCUGGCCAAUGAAGAGGUGGUGGUAGACCUGAUCCGUGUUGCGCUCGCUCUGCAGGAUUUGGCUCUGAGCAGUGAGGAGAUGUUACCGGUGUACAACCGCUGUGCUAUUCAUGCCCUGUCCUCUGCCUAUCUCAAUCUCAUCAGUCAGCUCACAACAGUGCCAGCUUUCUGCCAGCAUGUUCAUGAGGUGAUUGAAAUGAGACAAAAAGAAAUUCCUUAUCUCUUACCGGAGGAUGUCUUCAUUGAAAACCCAAAGAUUCCUAAAACACUGGAGAAGCUGGAAGGAGAUGUUUUGUUCCAACAAGCCAAGAUCACUGAAGUUCUUGGAGGAAGCGGCUACAACACUGAACGACUCGCUACACCUUAUGUCCCACAAUUCACAGAUGAAGACCGGCUGUCAAAGAGAAAGAGUAUUGGAGAAACAAUCUCUCUUCAGGUGGAGGUGGAUUCCAGAAACAGUCCAGAGAAAGAGGAGAGAACACCUGCUGAAGAAAUCACAUUUGAAACACUUAAAAAUGCCAUUGUGGACAGUGUAGGAGUGGAGGAGCAGGAGAAGGAACGCAGGAGACAAGUGGUGGAGAAGUUCCAAAAGGCCCCGUUUGAGGAAAUAGCUGCCCACUGUGGUGCCAGAGCUACAAUGCUGCAGAGCAAACUUAAUCAAAUCUUUGAAAUCACCAUCAGGCCUCCUCCCAGUCCAUCUGGAACCAUCACAUCAAGUUACGGCCAAACCCAGAGUCGCUCUGUCCCCGUUUAUGAGAUGAAGUUUCCGGAUUUGUGUGUUUACUAGCGCAGCUCAUCUCAGGAUUCAGGAACCUUCAGUAGCAGCCAGAGGUGCAGAGAGCUGGAGACUGUCACAUGUUAAAUGAUAUUUUAAUGUUUUUAAUACAGGGAAACUAAGAGGUCACCCCUUCUCCAUCCUAUGAACCUCAUUGCUGUAUGUGUUUCUCGCUGUGACCGUAGACAAACAAACAUUUGAACUAAAUUCCUGAUACUCCUCUA
Messenger RNA from Danio rerio (zebrafish), 2951 nucleotides. The record is from RefSeq and is a predicted model, not a curated record. NCBI's taxonomy places the organism in Eukaryota, Metazoa, Chordata, Actinopteri, Cypriniformes, Danionidae.